AUGCAUGAAACCUGGCGAGCCAUGAAGCUCAGUCUGAGGCUGGAUAUGGAGCUGAGUGGCUUGGUUGUCCUCCAUCAAAUCCAGCCAGUCCGCCAGUUCUUCCCUUCGCGGAAGUGCUUCACGUUCGACUGUCCCGCCAGCAAGAAGAAGCUGACCCGGCUGGAGGAGCUGGACGACGAGGAGUUGGAGGAGGACUUCUUGCAGUCCGCAGAGCAUUUCUGCCGAUACAUCUGGGAAGGAUCCUGCCCCAAGACGAUCCCCGGGGGCCAGACCGUGACCGGAGCGAUGCUUACGCACCUGAUGCACACCUACAUCGAUGCGAUCAACAGCGGUGAGGUGCCCUGCCUGGAGAACGCCGUCCUGGCCCUGGCCGAGAGGGAGAACGCAGCCGCUGUGCGCGAGGCCCUCUCCCGCUACGAAGAGCGCAUGGCGCAGCGGCUGGAGCUGCCCACGGACACGAUUGAGGCGUUGCUCCGGGUGCACACUGAGUGUGAGAGGGAAGCCAUUGGUGUGUUCCUGAAUCGCUCCUUUGCAAACAAAAUCGAAACCUUCCAAGCUGAUUUGGAGCACAAGCUGAAGCAGAAAAAGGAGGAAUUCUGCAAGAAGAACGAGCAGGUGUCCUUUGACCACUGCACAGAUCUGCUUACCAAGCUUGCCCAGGGGCUGGAGAGUGACAUCCACAUGGGCACCUACUCGGUGCCCGGAGGCUACGAGCACUUUCAGGACACACUGAAAAACAUACAGGAGAAAUACCACGCGACCCCUGGCAAAGGGAUUCAGGCGGGCGAAGCCCUUCAAGAGUUCCUGAAAUCCAAGGAGCCGGUAGCAAAAUCGAUCCUUCAAACAGACAAGGCCCUGACCGAUAAAGAGAAAGAAAUUGAAGCCCAGCGCGCUCAGUCCGAAGCAGCCAAACUUCAGCAGAAGCUCCUGGAGCAGGAACAGGCCAGGCUGGCCCAAAUGCUGGAUGACCAGAAGCGAAGCCAUGAGGAGCAGCUGCAGCUGCUGAAGGAGAAGAUGGGGGAGGAGAAGGAGAGGAUGCAAGAGGAGACCGAGAGGAUGAUCCAGCACAAGCUCAAGGAACAGGAAAAGCUGCUGAAAGAAGGAUUUGAAGAGAAAGCCAGAGCGAUGGAAAGAGAAAUCCAGCAUCUCAAAGAGGAAAGCAAGUCUGCUCUGAACCAGGGUUUGGCUGUGCUAAAAGCCGUAUUGCCAGAUUUGGUGUCACUGGGGCAGCAAGCUUUGCAGUACAAGAUAUUUUCUCAAAUAGGAAAUCAACAAACAAGCUCAAAAAAGUAGCUGCGUGACUCCCAAAGAGAGGUUUUAUGACAAAUACAGUUCGAGUCACUCUCAAAAUGUGACGUUUCCCAGGAGUAAGCUUCUUACCUGUUUCCUGGUCCUGAGGAAGAUGUCCAAAGGACUGAACACGCAGCUGUGCUUGGCCUGGGCCCUGCCUUCUCCAACCACUUAACAAGCUCAGGAUUCCUCAUAGGCUUGCCUUAAUUAGCUUAUGGUAUUGCAUCCUAUCAUGUUGAAACAUGGAGUGGGAGUAUUUGGAUUGGCUAAGAUGGGAAAGAGUCACUCUUUUGGCUUGUGAUAUGCCAGUGAGAUGGGAAUUAUGGAGCGCACUGAGGGGAAGGCGCAUAGGGCAGAUGGCAUUCACUUGGGCUUGCUAACGAGGUGAACAGGAAGUUGGGCACCACUCAGUCACUGCCCCUUUGUGACAGCCAGCCGCUUCCUCAUGAAUAGUCUGGAAAGGCUAGCCAUUUUCCUUUGGGAAUGUUUCCGACAAAUCUGCCAUUCCAGCCGAUUGGAGCUCCUCACAGGCUUGCCCAUGCUGAGCGCUGUAAGUUCCUUGUCUGUAUCAAUCCUUUGCAAAGCCAGUUCUUGUGAGAAAUUUGCUUGUUCUUUCAAUAAAGCCUCAUAGGCAAA
Messenger RNA from Varanus komodoensis (Komodo dragon), 1926 nucleotides. RefSeq names its product guanylate-binding protein 1-like. The coding region runs from base 1 to 1293 and encodes 430 amino acids. Gene Ontology annotation, molecular function: GTPase activity; GTP binding. Lineage: Eukaryota; Metazoa; Chordata; Lepidosauria; Squamata; Varanidae. The record is from RefSeq and is a predicted model, not a curated record. The transcript has 9 exons.